Drosophila rhopaloa is the source of this 1397-nucleotide messenger RNA. RefSeq names its product diacylglycerol O-acyltransferase 2. Bases 254 to 1312 code for a protein of 352 amino acids. The transcript has 7 exons. The record is from RefSeq and is a predicted model, not a curated record. Gene Ontology annotation, molecular function: diacylglycerol O-acyltransferase activity. Lineage: Eukaryota; Metazoa; Arthropoda; Insecta; Diptera; Drosophilidae. Gene Ontology annotation, cellular component: endoplasmic reticulum membrane. Gene Ontology annotation, biological process: triglyceride biosynthetic process.
UCGUCGGUUCUGCUCUUAAAAUGCGAUAACGAUCUAUUACGUGUGUACACAUUUGUUCAGCGUGCGCGCCCAAAACAUGGACAAUACUCACUAUAUAUAAAUAUUAUUUUCCUACAUGAAAGCAUACUUUAUAUCAAAGUUUCAGAGGUCAUCAUAGUUUGCAUUGCAUGGAAAAUACAAAAAUAAUUCGCUGGAGGACCGUGCAAGAGUCGCUACCUAAUAGUUCGAUUCGUGAAGAGGUUUUGAGUUCAACAUGAAAAUCGAGUGGGCUCCCAUCGAAGUUCCCAUGGAACGGCGUCGUCAGACGUUUGCCAUGGCUUUCUUUAUCCUUUCCUGCUUGAUACUUUCUUUUGGUUCUUAUAUUCUAGUUGCUGCCCUGCUGAUAUAUGGUGGUCUUAUGUGGCGCACCUUGAUGGUCAUUUACUUGGUCUACGUCUUUGUGGAUCACAGGAGAACCCACUCCAUUAUGGACGGCAACGGGUGGAGGAUUAACCGCAAUAAUUGGCUGUUUCGGCAUUAUCGGGACUACUUCCCCGUGCAGCUGGUAAAAACCGCCGAGCUACCCCCAAAUAAAAACUACAUUUUGGCCAGCUUUCCCCACGGAAUUCUGGGGACUGGCAUUUCCAUCAACAUGGGUCUAGACAUCUCCAAGUGGGUGGAACUGUUCCCGCAAGUCAGGCCCAAAGUGGCUACCUUGGAUCAGAACUUCCUGACCCCCAUUGUGCGUGGACUCCUGAGGUCUUGGGGCUUGGUUUCCGUUUCCAAAGAGGCGUUGGUAUAUUUGCUAACCAAAUCGAACGAUCCUAAGCACAAAGACAAUCGGGAUGGAUUUACAUCCAACGCGGUGGCCAUUUUGGUAGGUGGUGCCCAGGAGGCACUGGAUUCGCAUCCUGGUAAAUACAUUUUGACCCUAAAGAAUCGCAAGGGUUUCGUAAAAAUGGCCAUUCGAACGGGGUCAUCGAUUGUGCCCACGUUUUCCUUUGGCGAGGUGGACAUUUUAGAUCAAGUGGCUAAUCCCCCGAACUCCUUGGUUCGUCGCAUUCAAGAUUUUGUGAAAAAGAUUACCGGAAUUUCCCCAAUGAUUCCUCUGGGUCGUGGUAUCUUUAACUACACUUUUGGCAUCCUCCCCAACCGUCGGCGUAUUGUUCAAGUUGUUGGGUCCCCCAUCGAUGUGGUAAAGACGGAGCGGCCGGACCCUGAAUAUGUAGAUAAGAUACAUAAACAGGUCAUCGAGGACCUGGAGAAGAUGUUUGCUCAGUACAAAGAUCAAUAUAUACCAAACUCAAAACAGAGCAAGCUGAUUGUUCACUAAUCGGAAAAACAUUUGUUAUUAUUUUUCUAGGACACGUGAUUAAACUAAUGCUUUAUAAGCAUUGAAUAAAAACCAAUUAACUCAA